Musa acuminata subsp. malaccensis (wild Malaysian banana) is the source of this 2065-nucleotide messenger RNA. Its product is annotated as CDPK-related kinase 3. Gene Ontology annotation, cellular component: cytoplasm; nucleus. Gene Ontology annotation, molecular function: calcium ion binding; calmodulin binding; calcium-dependent protein serine/threonine kinase activity. The record is from RefSeq and is a predicted model, not a curated record. NCBI's taxonomy places the organism in Eukaryota, Viridiplantae, Streptophyta, Magnoliopsida, Zingiberales, Musaceae. Gene Ontology annotation, biological process: intracellular signal transduction; peptidyl-serine phosphorylation; protein autophosphorylation.
UCGAUUUAAAAGGAAAGAAGAAUAGAAGCCCAACGCAAAGGAGGAGGAGGCAGUCGGGAACGACGACAUGGGUCAGUGCUCCGCCAAGAACAUCGCAGUCGCCAUGGACGCCGAUGCCGACGGCGGAGACGACCACCGCCGCCCCCAAUCACCUCCAACCGCUUCCGCCCCUGCCGCAGCCGCCGCCGCCUCCGGGAUGACCCCCGCCAGGAGCACCGUCACACCUGCAGGAUACUCCUCAUCCGCCGGCUCCUGGCCCAGUCCUUACCCCCGGAGCGCCGCCGGCAGCCCGCUACCCCCCGGGGUCGCCUCGUCUCCGGCGAGUUCCACGCCCCGGAGGUUCUUUCGCCGCCCCCCGUCGCCGGCAAAGCACAUCAAGGCGUCCCUCGCCAAGCGCUUCGGCCGUCCCAAGCCCAGCGAGGGACCCAUCCCCGAGGACGGCGGCGGCGUCGUUGUGGGGCAGGCUGAAGGGGAGCGGCUGCUGGAUAAGAGCUUCGGGUACGAGAAGAACUUUAGGGCCAAGUACGAGGUCGGGAAGGAGGUGGGGAAGGGGCAUUUCGGCCAUACAUGCUUGGCGAUCGCGAAGAAGGGGGAGCUCAAGGGUCAGCUCGUGGCCGUCAAGAUCAUCUCCAAAGCUAAGAUGACGACAGCAAUAUCGAUUGAAGAUGUUCGUAGGGAAGUAAAGAUCUUGAAAUCUUUAUCUGGGCAUGCAAAUCUGGUCAAAUUUUAUGAAGCAUAUGAGGAUGAUCUUAAUAUCUACAUAGUUAUGGAAUUAUGUGAAGGUGGAGAGUUAUUAGAUAGAAUUUUAUCCAGAGGUGGAAAGUACGCAGAGAAAGAUGCUAAAAUUAUUGUCAUGCAAAUGUUGAGUGUAAUUGCCUUCUGUCAUCUUCAAGGCAUUGUUCAUCGUGACUUAAAGCCAGAGAAUUUUCUAUUCACUACAAGGGAUGAAAAUGCUCCCAUGAAGCUCAUCGAUUUUGGUCUUUCUGAUUUUAUCCGACCUGAUGAAAGGUUAAAUGAUAUUGUUGGCAGUGCAUACUAUGUUGCCCCUGAAGUUCUACAUAGAUCAUACAGCACAGAAGCAGACAUGUGGAGCAUUGGUGUUAUAACAUAUAUAUUAUUAUGUGGUAGUAGACCCUUCUGGGCACGGACAGAAUCAGGAAUUUUCCGUGCUGUCCUGAGAGCUGAUCCUAAUUUUGAUGAUUCACCUUGGUCUGCAGUAUCUGCAGAAGCCAAAGAGUUCGUAAGAAGGCUUCUGAAUAAGGAUUAUAGGAAAAGAGUGUCUGCUGCAAAAGCUUUAACUCACCCUUGGUUUCGAGGUGAGCAGUGGCAGGUCCCUCUGGAUAUACUAGUCUAUAAGUCAGUCAAGGCCUACCUUCGCAUCACUCCAUUCAAACGUGCUGCACUAAAGGCACUGUCGAAGGCUCUAACUGACGAUGAGCUCAUGUAUAUAAGAUGUCAAUUCAAUUUAUUGGAUCCAAAUAAUGAUGGUUACAUUUCUCUUGAACAUCUUAAAAAGGCUCUCUGGCGCAAUUCAACUGAUGCUAUGAAGGAAUCCAGGAUUCCUGAUAUCUUGAAUGCAUUGGAGCCACUCUCGUAUAGAAGGAUGGACUUCGAAGAGUUUUGUGCUGCCACAAUCAGCCCUUAUCAGCUUGAGGCUUUGGAAGAAUGGGAACAGAUGGCAACUACAGCUUUUCGAUACUUUGAGGAAGAAGGCAAUCGAGUUAUCUCUGUCGUGGAACUUGCACAGGAAAUGAACCUUGCUCCAGCGGCCUAUUCUAUGGUGCGUGACUGGAUACGACAUGCAGAUGGAAAGCUCAGUUUUCUUGGUUACACCAAAUUUUUGCAUGGUGUGACGAUACGCAGCUCCAAAACAAGAUACGACAAUUGAACUCAAAAUCACAAUUCAUCUUAAUUGUUUUUGUUCAUGUCAUUCAUCCUAUAUGGAAUUUUGCAUGUUUUUUUGGUUGAUCUUUUUUGUUGUGUUCUUUUUAUAAUUUUGUAGAAAAUGUGUUGUACAAAACGAUUGUCAUAAUCAAUUGCAAAUGUGCUUAUAUGGGUUCAUCUA